UCAUUGGAAGCUAUUAAUUCAAUUCUAUCAAUGGAUGAUACAAUAUUAAAAAACAUUGAAAGUGAUGAUGAUAAUGGUAAUGUUAAAAAUGAAAUGUGUAUUCCUACUUCUAAUAUACAUGAAAAAACUUUAAGUAGUUUUGCACAUGAAUGGAGCACUUGUGAUAUAUUUGAAAUGCAUGAAAAUUGUGAAGAAGCACAAUCUGCUGAUAACAAAAAAGAAUUUCCAACAGAACAGGUCAACCAAGGUGCUUUAACUAUUUCUCAUAAUAUACCUAAUGAAGCAAAUACUCAUUGGCAGGAUAAUACAUUAUUGAAUGAAACAUUUCUACAAUUUCAUUCUUGUGAUGUAGUGGAUGAGUUACAAUGUUUACCUCAGGAUAUUAUUCAAGCAGCUGAAAAUUGUUUUGAAAAAAUACCUCUCACAGAAAUCACAGAUUCAAUGUAUUUGUCAAAGAAUGAACAGCAGAAUAAUAAAUCAUUAAAAAGAAACUUAGUUGGUCAGAGUAAUGAUAUUUUGAAUAAGGUAUACUGUUCUAAUGAUAAAAUAAAUCAACAGAAUAUAAAAAUUCAUCACACAAAUUCAACGAGCAAUGAUACAUUUUAUGGUUUACCAAAAAAGGUGCAAGACCUUUUUUUCCAAGUUAGAGGUAUUGAAACAUUGUACCAAUGGCAAGAUGAAUGUUUAAAUUUAAAUGCAGUAAAAAAUAGAAAGAAUUUGAUUUAUGCUCUCCCUACUAGUGGAGGUAAAACAUUAGUUGCAGAAGUAUUAAUGUUGAAAGAGCUUAUAUGCAGUACAAGGAAUGCAAUGUUUAUAUUGCCAUUUGUUGCUAUAGUACAGGAAAAAGUUCAAGCAAUGACACCAUUUGCACUAGAAUUAGAUUUUUUAAUUGAAGAAUAUGCAGCAUCAAAAGGAACAUAUCCUCCAAAAAAACGUCGCAAAAAGAAGAGCAUGUACAUGUGUACUAUAGAAAAGGCAUUAGGUUUAAUAAAUAGUUUAAUAGAAGAAAAUCGGUUUAAUGAAAUUGGUAUUAUAGUUGUGGAUGAAUUACACCUACUUGGUGAAAGUGGAGGAAGAGGUGCUGCAUUAGAAGUUCUUCUAACAAAAACAUUAUUUGUUAAUGAAAAUAUUCAUAUUGUUGGAAUGAGUGCAACAAUAGGUAACUUAAACGAAGUAGCUGAAUUUUUAAAUGCAGAUUUGUAUACUGGAAACUUUCGUCCAGUUGAAAUUAAAGAAUAUGUAAAAUGUGAUGACAAUAUUUGGUUACUUGAUUUAAAAACAGAAGAAUUGUUAACUGAUAUAAAAAAAAUCAAUUAUCGUUAUUCAAACGAGGCAGCAAUCAUAGAUCCUGAUCGAAUUGGAGGUUUGGUAAUGGAUAUAGUUCCUGGAGAUUCAUGUCUCAUAUUUUGUUCCAGUCGUAAAAAUUGUGAAAAUGUUGCUCUAUUAUUAACUAAAGUUUUGUUCAAAUCAUUGGAAAAUUACAAGAAAGAUGACAAACAAAAAUUAAUAAAUGCACUUGAAAACGAAGAAGGUCUUUGCCCCAUUUUACGCAAAACUAUAAUAUUUGGUGUAGCCUAUCAUCAUUCUGGCCUUACAUCUGAGGAAAGACAUUUAUUGGAAAAUGCUUUUAAAGCAGGAACUCUAUGUGUAAUAUGUUGUACAUCAACUUUAGCAGCUGGUGUUGGGAAUCAGUUUUUAAAUUUAAGUAGAUAUAAACAAAUGGUAGGAAGAGCUGGUCGUGCUGGCAUGGGAAAUAUAGGAGAAAGUAUACUGAUAUGCAAAAAUAAUGAGCUGCAGAAGGUAAAGGAACUCUUAACAUCUAAAAUGAAUGAUUCUCUAAGUACCUUACAUGUGGACAAAGAUAGAGGUAUACAUAACUUAAUUUUAAGCGCUAUAUUCUUUCCUAUAGCAACAACCAGAUUUGAAUUAUACAAACUGGCAAAACGGACAUUGCUUAAUAUUCAAGAAAAACGUUUAAAUGUGAAUAUUAAGCAAAUUGUGGAUGAAGCAAUAACUAAAUUUUUAAAAGCUAAUGUAAUAAAAGUAAAGAAAAAAGAAGAAAGAAAUUUUGAUGUAUUCAGAUCAAAUAUUAGCGUUGUUUUCCCAUCACAAGAUAUGUCUUGUAGCAGCACCAGUCCAGAAACAAAACAGAAAGAAAGAAUAAAGAUUACAAAUAAGACUAAAUUAGAACUUUGUAAUCUCGGACGUGCAGCUAUAAAAGGUUGCAUUGAAAUGCAAUGUGCAUACACACUGUAUCAAGAUUUGAAAAAAGCUCAGGAGCACUUAAUUCUUAUUGAUUAUUUGCAUCUUUUGUAUCUCGUUACGCCAUAUGAUAUAAUAUCUCAGAUAAAGCCAGUAGGAUCAGUUUAUUAUGAUGUGGUAACUAAUUUAGCAGAAACGCAGAUGAAAACAGCCAGGCUUCUAGGAAUUAAUGAAAUAAGUAUCGGUAGAAUCCGCGAUGGACUAAUGCCGAAGAAUGUAGAACCACGAGUGGUUCAGAGAUUUUACAUAACUUUAAUACUAUAUGAUUUGUGGACUCAACAUGCAGUGUAUGGUGUAUCAGAAAAAUAUCAAGUGAACAGAGGACUUAUACAAAAUCUUUUGAAUACUGUCGCAUCGUUUGCAUUUUCUGUAGUUCGGUUUUGUCAGGAAUUGGAGGAAUUUUCACCACUCACAGAAUUAUUAAACACAUUUAGUAAAAAAUUAUCUUAUUGUUGUCCUCUGGAGUUAGAAGCAUUAAUGGUUUUGCCAUUAGUAAAGAUUGGUAGAGCACGUCAAUUGUAUAAUGCGGGAUUUAGAACAGUGCAGUGUAUAGCUAAAGCAAAUCCAUCAGAUUUACAAAACAAAAUCCCGUACUUAAAUAAAAGAGCUGUGAUACAAAUUAUAGAAGCUGCUAAAUUAAUAAUCGUGGAAAAAGUAGAAGAUUUAAAGGAGGAAACAGAAGACUUUCUAAGUGGAAUAAAUAUAAAUACCUUAAGAAGAUGUUAA
This is a messenger RNA of Habropoda laboriosa, 2988 nucleotides long. RefSeq names its product helicase POLQ-like (gene mus301). The record is from RefSeq and is a predicted model, not a curated record. Lineage: Eukaryota; Metazoa; Arthropoda; Insecta; Hymenoptera; Apidae. Gene Ontology annotation, molecular function: ATP binding; nucleic acid binding.